Molecule: messenger RNA, 2563 nt
Organism: Carassius auratus (goldfish)
Lineage: Eukaryota; Metazoa; Chordata; Actinopteri; Cypriniformes; Cyprinidae
Product: tripeptidyl-peptidase 1-like
Biological process (GO): proteolysis; central nervous system development
Molecular function (GO): serine-type endopeptidase activity; tripeptidyl-peptidase activity
Source: RefSeq, a predicted model, not a curated record
UCAGCUGAUGGUCACGUGACUAUCACAUGAUCAGUAUAUUAUGACACAGGCAUCGGUGUUGUGUUUUAGAUCAGGCUAAACGAACGCGAAAACAAUGCGGAGUGCUGUUUUUGUUCUGAGCUUAAUUUGGCUCGUCAGUGGAGAGCUGCUUGAGGCUGAUCAAGAUGCUUCUGUGCCUGAGGACUGGAUUCUGGUGGGACGUGUGGGAUCUUUGGAGGAAGUGGAACUUACAUUUGCACUGAAGCAGCAGAAUGUUAACCAGAUGGAGGAGUUACUGAAACUAGUGUCAGACCCGGAUUCACAUCAAUAUGGGAAGUAUCUGAGUUUGGAAGAAGUCGCUGCUCUUGUUCGGCCAUCUCCGCUGACCGAGAAAGUAGUGCAGAAUUGGCUCCAGAGUCAUGGGGUCAAAAACUGUCACACGGUUGUUACACAGGACUUCCUUCAAUGUGUCAUGACUGUGCAGGUGGCUGAAAAAUUGCUCCCUGGCACUAAAUUUCAUCGUUACAGGAGAGGUUCAAACACUCUUUUGAGAUCAACAUCUCUGUACUCCGUUCAUGAAGAUGUGCAUCAGCAUCUAGACUUUGUGGGUGGUGUUCACCGUUUUCCACCAAAGGAAAGGGUAUCAGUAAAGGCUGAAGGAGCAAGACAAUCAGCAUUAGGCUUUCACCUGGGCGUCACCCCCUCAGUCCUUAGGAGUCGCUACAACCUCACAGCAAAAGAUGUGGGCACUGCCACUAACAACAGUCAGGCAGUGGCACAGUUCUUGGAGCAGUACUACCACCCCGCUGACUUGUCUGAGUUUAUGAGUCUGUUUGCUAGAGGAUUCACACACAUGUCAGCUGUAGAGCGGGUCGUGGGCACUCAGGGCGGUGGGAAAGCCGGCAUUGAGGCCAGUCUGGAUGUGGAGUACAUCAUGAGCAGUGGAGCAAACAUUUCUACAUGGGUCUUCACAAAUCCAGGUCGUCAUGAGUCUCAGGAGCCGUUCCUUCAGUGGAUGCUGCUGCUCAGCAACAUGUCUGCAGUGCCUUGGGUCCACACCAUCAGCUAUGGAGAUGAUGAGGACAGCCUUUCUGAUGCCUAUAUGAACCGCAUCAACACCGAGUUCAUGAAAGUUGGCCUCAGAGGGAUUUCCAUGCUCUUUGCUUCUGGUGACAGUGGAGCAGGUUGUAGACACUUGACCAAGGAAAGAAAUACUUUUAGACCGAGUUUUCCUGCAUCCAGUCCCUAUGUGACCAGUGGGGGGACUUCUUUCAAGAACCCCUUCAAACUUACCUACGAGGUCACCGAUUACAUCAGUGGAGGUGGCUUCAGUAAUGUGUUUGCAAGGCCAGGUUAUCAGGCUGGUGCUGUUGACGCGUAUAUGAAGAGUGUUCAGCCUCUACCUCCUCAGACAUAUUUCAACAUCACUGGAAGAGCCUAUCCAGAUCUAGCUGCGCUUUCUGACAACUACUGGGUCGUUUCCAACCGGAUACCUGUGCCAUGGGUCUCUGGGACUUCGGCAUCAACUCCAGUAGUGGGCGGGAUUCUCUCCCUCAUAAACGACCAGCGCUUCCUGAAGGGACUUCCCUCAUUAGGAUUCAUCAACCCUCGCCUUUACAAACUGCAAGGCAAAGGUCUUUUUGAUGUAACAGAGGGAUGUCACCUGAGUUGUCUGGAUGAUACAGUUGAAGGGAAGGGUUUCUGUGCCUCCCCUUCAUGGGAUCCAGUAACAGGAUGGGGAACACCCAAUUAUCCUGCUCUUCUUAAAGCUCUUAUGAAUUGAGCUGCUGCUUGUUUAGUCAGAUUGCAAAAGACCACCCUUUUGCACUUUUUUUUUUUUUUUUUUUUUUACCUCUGAAAGAUAUGGUUUUUAAAAAAAAUUGCUGAAUCAUCUAAAUGACUCAUUGUAUAAUCAUAUCAAGAUAUCAUGCUGCCAAUCAUUUAAGAAUUAUUUUCACAAAAGAAUGUUCUUUCAGUGUAAAAUGAACCUUUGAUGACUAGCUGCUUAACCCACCCACCCACAGUUCCCCUCGUUUAACAGGUUGUGCAACAGUAGAUGAGGUUGAUUUGUCCUAAUGUAAAGGAUCAGGGCUUUACAAGUGUCUUUGGUGUGACAGAAAAUAUUGAUGAAUUUGAUCUACUUUAUAUAUAUAUAUACACACAUAAAUCAUUUUUUAGGUUUAGAUGAAGCAUGUGCUGAAACCAGCCUAAUUAUUAAACAUACUUGAGAGCUGUAUAAACCAAUGGCCUGUUUUUGACAUUUUUAACUGGGUUGAUUUGAUGGACUUUGAAGAGGUCCUCAGGGAAUUAAAUAAUGAAUGGAUUUGUUGGUCUGGAACUACUAGGUUGGUGGUAAGAUUGAGAAUUUUUUUUUUUUUUCUAUUAGAUGUCUGGUGCACUGAAUGUUAUUUGAGCAACAGGUCCAACUUGUUUUUUUUGUUUGUUUUUUUUUUGAAAAUUGCAAAGCCUUCAGGAUUCUCUCUGAAAGGUUCAUUAAUAUUUUGAUGACUGGUGUUUCAUUUCUUUGCUUGAAAAAUACAAAUUAAAGUUUUUAUAUUGAAAUAAAAUGUCUUUCGUGAGCUUA